Molecule: messenger RNA, 3615 nt
Organism: Coregonus clupeaformis (lake whitefish)
Lineage: Eukaryota; Metazoa; Chordata; Actinopteri; Salmoniformes; Salmonidae
Product: prickle-like protein 1
Exons: 8
Coding region: 268-2949 (893 amino acids)
Molecular function (GO): zinc ion binding
Source: RefSeq, a predicted model, not a curated record
CCGGAGACGCUGUGACAGUCAUAGAUUAACUUUACAAAGUAGUCUCCCUAGUUCAUUCGUUUUGCCUACAACAUGCAGUCGCCGACAUUUGGACGAAUCUAACCGCGCAGUUCAGGACAAGUCUGCGGGACAGCGGUGAGCUUUCUGGACAUUUCAUCCUAUGCCAAUGCGACGUAACUUGAAUCGUUUCUACAGGUCAAGGAAUAUUAGUUCUGGAUUCUUUGUUUACCACGACUGAACUCUUUGUGGUAGAAGGCGUAGUGUGUGAUGAACCUAGAGAGUGCGUGUGGUUACCAGGCCGGGGUCGGGGCGCGGGGUCCACGGGAAGUGAUGGAGCAGAAGGUCCAAGGUCAGCUGAACUUUGGCUUCCAGAGGAGCUCCACGUCAGACGACGACUCCGGCUGUGCGCUGGAGGAGUACGCCUGGGUACCCCCCGGCCUCAGACCAGAACUGGUUCAGCUAUAUUUCUCCUGUCUGCCUGAGGACAAGGUUCCUUACGUUAACAGUCCUGGAGAGAAGUUCAGAAUCAAACAACUCCUCUAUCAACUGCCUCCACAUGACAAUGAGGGGCGCUACUGCCAGUCUCUCAGUGAGGAGGAGGAGAAGGAGCUCCACAUGUUCAGUGUCCAGAGGAAGAAGGAGGCGCUGGGGAGGGGGUCUCUCAAACUCCUGCCCCGGGCCCUGCUACACAGCUUCUGUGAACAUUGUGGGGAGAGCAUCAACGGAGGGGAGAUGGCGGUGUUGGCGUCCAGAGCGGUUCCUGGGCUGGUCUGGCACCCAGCAUGCUUUACGUGCUCCACGUGUAGUGAGCUGCUGGUGGACCUCAUCUAUUUCUACCAGGAUGGGAAGAUCCACUGUGGCCGACACCACGCAGAGCUGCUCAAGCCACGCUGCUCAGCCUGCGACGAGGUUAUCUUUUCUGACGAGUGUACGGAGGCGGAGGGGCGUCACUGGCACAUGAAGCACUUCUCCUGUUUUGAGUGUGAGACUGUGCUGGGGGGGCAACGUUAUAUCAUGAAGGAUGGUCGGCCAUAUUGCUGCGGCUGCUUCGAGUCUCUCUACGCCGAGUACUGCAAGGCCUGCGGGGAACACAUUGGUGUGGACCAUGCCCAGAUGACGUACGACGGUCUCCACUGGCACGCCACCAAGGGUUGUUUCUGCUGUGCCCAGUGUAAGAGCUGUCUGCUGGGCUGUCCCUUCCUGCCCAAGCAGGGCCGGAUCUACUGCUCCAAGGCCUGCAGUCUGGGAGAGGACGUCCAUGCCUCAGACUCCUCCGACUCCGCCUUCCAGUCGGCGCGCUCCCGUGAGUCCCGCCGCAGCGUACGCAUGGGCAAGAGCAGCCGCUCGGCUGACCAGUGCCGCCAGUCGCUCCUCUUCUCACCCUCCGUCAACUACAAGUUCCCCGGGUUUACCGGUAACCCAGACACCGAUACGCUCACCAACAAACUGGCCCACCUGGGUUUAACCAACGAGGAGUGCUUCUGGAGAGGGAGGGAGGACACUGAGGCCCCUGAGGACCGGGACGAGGAGGAGUGGGCCGAGCAUGAAGACUACAUGACCCAGCUGCUGCUCAAGUUCGGGGAGCACGGUAUCUUCCAGCAGGGUGAGCUGGUCAACUCCAGACCUCCAACUGAUCUGUGGAUGACCGAGGCGGUCAAGAUGAAACAGUGUGAGCCUCAGGGCUCUAGGGCUGAGAGUGGAGGCAUUGGAGGAGGACGUGGAGGAGGGUCAGGCAGUCAGAGCCUGGCCAGUAAGAAGUACCAGGCAGAUAUGUACUGGGCCCAGUCCCAGGACGGGCUGGGGGAUUCGGCCUACGGGAGCCACCCUGGCCCGGCCAGCAAUAGGAAGCUCCAGGAGCUGGAGCACGCGGCUGGGAGCAACGGGGGUACCGGCUUCCAGGGGGAGGAGAAGCAGUGGUAUGACAACUCUCUGGAGUGUAUCACAGAUGAGCUGAAACAGAAGGAUCAGAGCGUCAGGGACUCCAUGGACUCACUGGCACUGUCCAACAUCACCGGUGCCUCUGUAGAUGGCGAUAGUAAAGAGAGACCUCUGGUCUACUCCUUACAGAGCUUCCAGGACCUCGAGGCUGAGAGAGACUGUGAGAACACAAGCAACAUGGGAACUCUCAACUCCUCCAUGUUACACCGCAGUGCCACUUCCCUGAAGAGCCUUACGUCUGAGCUGGAGCCGGAGGAGAACGUACCAGAGGAAGAGGAGAAGGCCCCUCUUCCCUCUCCCACCAAGCCUCCUCACGUCCCGGCGUUGAGACGGACUCGAUCCCAGUCCCGACCCCAACAGGUGAAGUUCUCCCCAGACGUCGUGGACAACAGUCUCUAUGGUGACCUGCAGGUGCGCCAGCCCCCGAUGAGCGAGCGGACGCGGCGGCGAGCAUACCACUUCGAGGAGCAGGACCAGGAGCUUGGUGACUCAGGCUCCGGCCGCCAUCACAACCACCCUCACCACAGGAGGCGCCGCAAGUCACGCUCCGACAACGCUCUCCACCUGGUGCCCAAGGAGAGGGCCAACCGCAUGUACUUCAGAGAUGACCACAGAGGCCAUGGGGGCCACAGCUUCAGCUCCAAGGGGCCCCAGCAGCAGGCCUUCCUGCCCAACCAGCAGGGGUAUGGCCAGGCCCAGCAUCCCCACCACCAUCCCCACCAAGCCACCUCAGACUACCGACUCCAGCAGGGCCCAGCCAUGGAGAGGUUCAUGGGGUUGUGUGGGGACAGGGACGAGGAUGACUGGUGCUCCACCUGCUCCUCUUCCUCCUCCGAGUCUGAGGAGGAAGGCUUCUUCCUGGGCCAGCCCAUCCCCCAGACACACAGACACUACUAUGAUGGCCUGCCCAGCCAUGUGGCAGGCCUGCCCUCCCCGCCUUACGGAGCAGUCCCACGGACUAAGUCCAAAAAGAAGAAGGGGCACAAGGGGAAGAACUGUAUCAUUUCAUAAGACUGGACUUUUUAUGGUCCCCUGUUGGUCCACUUUUAAAAUGAUGUCUGCAACCCCCUUCUGAAUCUCUUGUUGUUUCCACUAUUGUGAAUACAGAAAUGUCCAGCUUGUUAAAUUGUCUUGCCAACUGGAUGUAGUACAUGUUAAUACGGCUCUGAUCCUAUCAUUGAAAUGCAUUACAAAAAAACAGACAGUUUCAUAAACACAUUUCAAAGCUGUCAUCAUAAUUGUAUUAGAAAACAUUUUAUGCAAAUAACAACUUUGAACAAAUGUAUUUAUAAAACAGCAUUUACAGACUAACGGAAAUGACUAUUUAACAGUGCAGAUGUUAAUGUAUAUAUUGUAAAGUUCAGAUACAAAACUGAUAUUUUUUUAUAACCCUGAGUUCCAAGUGUUUUUGUAGUGGAAUGGCAUUGAAAGACAAAACUGAUUGCAGUUAUCAAAGAACCUUCUCUUUUCUUAACCAGGGUUUGAAAAAUUAAAUAUGAUAUGAUGUUCUGCCAGCAAAGGCAUUCAGAGUAGAAGAGUUUGACCCUGGGCCUGGUUUUCCAAGAGCAUCUUAAAAAGGUGAAAUAUGCAGAAAACGCUCUGCCAUUUCCUUGUUGCUAAAAUUCGAAUAGUUCCCCUAAUUUCAGUUUAAGUGACAAAACAAGCAAGUAUAGUGUA